UAGGGACCGUGAAUGGUCCACCUAUUUCCGCUCCUUGUCCUACGUUGUCUACACUGAUUGUAAAGCUGCUGCUGCUAGCCGCCGCGAGCUGUUAGAGUAGCAACGGUCGAUGUCCGGAGCGGACUUGAAGCUUCACCUCCUGUCGCAGCAGGCGAACGGAGUUGGCGGGGCAUUCGGUGGCAAAACGACAGUGCGUGCGGGUGCCGGCAACAUCGGCGGUAGCAGCAGCAUCGGGGGGUUGGCGUGUGGCGGUAACCGUCGACAGGAUGUGACCACCCGAGGACUGGAGAUGCUCUCCUCAGUCGCGCGAACGCCAGCGCUCUGGCGCGUCUUCGCUGGCCUCGUCUUCUUCGGCGUAUGGUUUCUCUUAUUCACCGAACUCGAGCACCGCAUGCGGACCAUCGAGGAGACGAACCAAUACAUGGGGAAAAUGCUGGCUCGAUUAAACUUCAAUCGUUUCCCCGUUCUGGGAGAACCGUCUUCUCAAACAGAAGACAUGGACGAUUCGCUCGGGCUUCCGCUUAAAACAUUCGACAAUCAGGUUAUUAUCUAUAAUCGGGUCCCGAAAACUGCAUCCACAUCGUUCACCGGCGUCGCGUAUGACCUUUGCGCUAAAAACAGAUUCUUUGUGCUACACAUUAAUACGAGCCGAAACAUGCAUAUUAUGUCUGUCGCAGACCAGAUGAGGUAUUCUGUAAAUAUUUCACAAUGGGAAGCGAUGAAACCAUCGAUAUAUCACGGUCACGUCGCAUUUCUGGAUUUCGCCCGUUUCGGGAUGCCGCCGCCGAUUUACAUUAACAUCGUUCGGGAGCCGCUCGAGAGACUCGUGAGUUAUUAUUACUUUCUACGCAACGGUGAUGAUUUUCGGCCUCAUCUUCAACGACGGCGCAGCGGCGAUAAGCGCACAUUUGACGAAUGCGUUCGACAACAAGGCCAGGACUGCUCUGAAGACAAAAUGUGGCUGCAAAUACCCUUCUUUUGUGGACAUGCUCCAACAUGUUGGCAGCCUGGUAGUAGAUGGGCUCUCGAACAAGCUAAGAACAACUUGAUCAAUAAAUAUCUACUGGUCGGAACAACUGAACAACUUCAGGACUUUGUGGAUAUAUUGGAAAUCGUAUUGCCUCGAUUUUUUCGGGGCGCCUCGAAACAUUUUCAGUUAGGCAACAAAUCUCACUUACGAAAGACCGCCAAUAAGAAGGCCGUAUCAGCAGACACCGUCGCUCUAAUCAAGCAAUGGCCCAUCUAUGAACUCGAAUCAGAAUUCUACGAGUUUGCCAAAAGGCACUUCAAUCUUAUCAAGGAGAAACUGAACGGAGAGCAGGGAGCUCAGCAAUUUUUCUUCGAGAAGAUCCGACCUAAGAAACAUUGGUAGGGUAAGUCCGGCCUAAAAUUGAGCCUCUAACAACGUCAAGCGGCCAUACAACAAUCUUGUCUUCUGAUAAACAUAAACCACUACUACCGCUCCUGUAUAAAAUGUCGUGAGAGGGUCCGCUUCAUGGUAUGAAAGUGUUUGGGAUGAAAAGACUGACCUAGACGACAGUGAACCUGCACAAACUCUUUUUCUGUAAAAUAUUAUGGCAGAUUAUUCUGUUGCCAUUUGAAUAUCGAUCUCCUUUGUGAUAAGGCUAUAAUCAUAUGCGCCUACAGUAAUAAAAAAUACUAAAAAAAACGUUGAAGAAAGGAUUAUUUGGGGGGGCGCCAUUGUAGACUAGUUUUGUUGGAUAGCAAUCUCUGGUUAAUUAACCACUGGGCGAUACUGACUGCACACAGCCUGGCUAGACAUCGAACACACUUCGUUGAAUGAGUUUAUAUUAACGAAGAAAGUUCGUAAUGGUGACCUUAUGACCAAAAAAACUGUAUCAUUUUUGUAUAAACACGGAUAAUUAAUAAUUAAGCGAAAUGCCUGUAGCCUAUCAACAGACAUUGGCAUUGAAUACAUGGACCGAAAGGAGAAAAAGAAGAAGUUGGAAGCUUUAAGAGCUUCAAACAAUGAAGUAAACACGGCACUGUAAAGGCACCGCGUCAUUGUUUCAAAGGUUCAAGGUACCCAUAGGGCUUUCAAAUACGGUUUCCAGUUCCCAAUACCGUUGUUUCUACCAUAUGGUGAAUUAUAUGCUCUUAUAUUACUUUAGAUUAUGAAAGCAAGGGAUGGAGACAAUUGUAUGUCAUUUUUAGCAUCUUUCGAAUGCAGAAUAUUGCAACCAUUCUGACACAAGUACGAACGUUUUCUCGUAUUGAUUUUGCUGUUCAGUUUUUUCACAUUAAGACUCAUGUCUUAACUUUGAAGAAUUCUUUCUUGUUGAAAGGAGAUAGAGGAGGAACGACAUCUACACUUACCUAGUUUCUUGUUUAUAGUAAGUACGUGACUCGAAAUUUUCGUGUUCGUGAUACAUCGUCGUGCCAUAGAACACUCUUCACCUUUUUACCUAUAUUAACGUACCCGUAUAACAUAUUUAAAGGCAUCCGCUUUUAAUUUCCCGAUAUGCUGCAGUAUGAGAAGAUAGCGUCAAUACGUCCUGCUAUAUAAGCCAUUUCUCUCUUUAAAAAAGAAUCACAUAUGAAUAGAUGAAAGGCUCUUAAAAAACUCGUAGCGGCAACACAAUGUCUGCGUCCGUUCGUACGGAGUCGUACUUUAAUUUGUUGUUUCACCUAAUAUUGUGUGAGAGUGUGAGAGGCUAUUAGAAAAUAGCGAAUUUCAUGGGGAGUAGCGGAAAGGCAUAGAGUGAAGACGUUUCCCAAUUUCUCAUAGGUUGACAGUGGCAACUGUAUCGUGCGCCGAUUUAUGAUGGCCACAUAUUAAAGACGAUAGGUCUCAGAAGUCGUACACCCAGUCUACAGGUUGACUUAUGUCUUUCAUAUUAUGAUACAUCAUUAUAACGGAUACGUCGUAACGACAGACCGCAACGGAUUAAACUACUAUUACCAAUAAUUAUAUUCCGUAUCAAUGUCAUUGCCGUAUUACAUGUAGCGGAUAUUGGCUCUGGUGAAUGAAUAAACACUAUUUAUUCAAGAGCGACUUGAAUAGCUGAAAUGGGGCUACACGAAAAGGGUAUUCACGUAUAUAUAACUGUCAAAAAUAUAGGAAUUUCUGGAGAAACUCCUUCGGGAUAAUAACUUAACCAAGUCAUAAAUAACCCAUAUACUAAAACUCGUCUUGGCCGCAUCGCACAAUGAUUUUUAUUUAGAUAGAUGUGAGGAAAAAAUUGUCAGCAUCCAAGCACCCAUACAAUGUAAAGACAGAGUUACUGGAAAAUUAGAGGAGAUAUCAUUGCAAAACAUAAAUUAUUGUGAGACAAUGGAACCGAUGGCACCCUGUAACGAAUCAAGUGAACCUUCAAAGGAAUUUAUGUCUUUCAAAUAAGACUAAUAUAGGUAUCCUCAUCAAUACCAUUGUAUUUUCCUAAAAUCCAAAUCUACUAGCAACCAGCCACUUCAGUCACAACGAUGAUGACUGAUCGCAUAAGCGUUAGCUGUUCGCGAAUAAUUCACAGAAGCACAUGAACAACACUAAGAACACUACAAUGUUCUUUCGACAAACGUUCCCAUGCUAUGCUUGUAACGGCAUCUGUUCAUGUUAAUGGACGUUGCAACGGUUACCAAUUGUAGCAUAAAUGUUCGCUUAAGAUUCUUAGCGAUUAAAGUGUUUAUAGAGUUAUAAGCGAUGACUAGUUAUGUUGUGCUACAUGUUUUUAUAAUUCCUUUUAAACUACUUGUUCUAGAACCACUAUUUUCUCUAAAUCGGCCAAAAUAAUAAUAUUUUUGUAGUACGUAUUAGAGUCUAUUCGUUUGCAUACGAUGCCAAGUUUUGCCUCGUCUGCGCCAUAUCAGUUUUCGGUCUGUUCUUUACUCUCUCUUACGCCUGAACCUCGGGGUUCUUGUGAAAAAAAAAUCGAAAAUGAUUUUACGGAAGACACUAACUAACGUGGAAUUACGUUACGAGAGCUAAGUUCUAUUUAUCUUGGAGGCUGGAGGAACGGACGGCUUUGUUAGCAAUACUGAAAUGUGGUAGAAACUGAUUUGGCUACAUGUGCGUUUCUUAGUUACUCCCAAAUCCCAUGGAACGACAAAGGCGUUCAAAAUGAAACACACCUUUUUUAUUUAAAAAAAAAUGAAGUAUCUCAAAUUGCUGACUGCAGUUGUUAUCGAUAUGAUACUGGGGUGGAUACGUGUUUGUGUCGAUACGCCUUAAGCAACCGAAAAUUUAUUAUCAACGGAUAUGUUCCGAUUAGCAUUUCCCGCUGUCGAGUUAACUACCAGUCUUUCACUAGGGCGCGUGUCGCAGUACUUUCUCGCUUAUCUAAUACCUGUGUACGUUACUUUUACAUUGCUUUACGGAGAAAAACUGGCUAAGUUUAUCUGGAGAUUGAUCCCAUCGCCAAUUGAUACCAGGAACAGCUCUAACUGGGAGAGAGAGCAAUAUUCCCCCUGUAUGACAAGGACAAACUACGAGACAUGUGUAGUGGCACGCAUCUCUAUACUUAUAUAAUAAUAACCUAUAACCAAACAAAGGACAAUCACGCCCGCAACAAUCACAUACAAACUCAUUAUAUUAUAACUAAUUAUAUAUGUAUAUUAUAUAUUGUUGUUUCUAAUGAUAUUGAAUAAUAUAUAUGUAUACACGAUACCGACGCCAACAACCGACCAUUUACGAGACGCAUAAUGACCAGAGGAAGCAUAAGUCAAAAUGUGGCUUGACAAGAAACGAUAGGGGAAUAGGUAUCCACUUCUGUAUGUAGGUGAUAGAAGAACGGCUUUUAGCAAAAUCUGUUAGAUUAGAAAUAAAUAUUUUUCAUUACUACCACAUGGAAUCGUCAAUGGUAGUUACAGCUGUAGCCCUAACAUAGACUUUCAAGCAUGAAGUAAAAUUGUCGCUUGUUGUUGACGCACACUGCAUACGUCAAUAGUGAUGUCGACGCGUGACUGUUACUGCGAUAACACACACGACUUCCGUACGUUUCGCCGCUUCAAAACUAACACAUUCAUACUUAUCCAUUAGAUAAUGUGCAGACGAAACUGACGUCAACAUGUAUAUAAUUUACCGCAUAGGCGAAAAAAAAAAAGAAAAAAAAAACAAAAUAUAUACUCACAUGGUUUUUGUCGUGCGAGAUAAAUCAAGUCACUUCCUAACAUGCGAUGAGCUAUGGUGAAUUUAAUAAGACGAGAUGCAAAAAGGACUCUGUUUGCGGUCUUUAACUAAACUAGUCAGCAAAUAUGCUUUAUGGUUCUUAGUAGGCUUUCGGCGGCAGCAUCGCUCUAUGCUUCACGCCGUUUCAGGCUGAUGCCAAAUUGUAAAUAUUCACUUGCCUUCCUUUUCAACUGCGAGGGGUAAUAGCAUCGAACAUUUUGUCGCCGUUUUUUACAUGUACAGAUCUGUUUAAUUUUGUUGUUCAAAUCGCCACUUCAUCCACGCUCGUUGAAAUGAAUAAAUGCCUUGCAUCUAUACACUCAUUGUAUUGUAUGAGAACAGCUAGGAGAACAAAAGGAACAAUAAUAAAUUUCGAAUGUAAUCCCCGAAGGUGUUUUCUUCGUUCAUGCGCUCAAAAUUCUCAAGCUUAAAUUAUUUGCAGACGUGACUAAAGCUCGCACAUACAGUUUGCCCAAUCUUCGCUUAGUAUGACACAUUUUACAUUUGAAAUAAUGGCACUUACCAAGCAAACAUCCGUUCUUCGCAUGAAUACAGAGGACUUUUAAGGCUUUAUUUAACUGCGUGGAAACUCAGAGAACUUCUUCCGCCGAGCCUUAUAGGACCUCGAGGUUAUAUGAAAGGCACUUGAAGCUUGCCUGCCCUCACCAUGAACAUGCUUCACGUAUGACGAUUGCUAGUCCAGCGGUUCAUCAGAUGCCCAACGCAUGGACAACACGACAUACCGAGUGCUGCAAAUAUGAACUAUCGAUCGCCAAGUUAAACUGUAGCAGUUAAAAUAGUGCAAUUCGUUUUCGUGGACGUAACAGCACCUUCGUGACGUUGGACCGUUCUCGAGUGUGUAAGCCCAGAAAGUACUGGUUAUUGUCUUCGGUUCCAGUGAGACAGAGGUCAUUCCUUGACCUUUCUAUAUUGCUGCUAGGCACCAACAAUUGGAUAAAAGGGGGAACGCCAAACGCGGCUAGGACGCACUGCGCGUUGCAUGCGUCUAUCUCUAUUGUAACCUAUAGAAUGGAGCUAUCGCUGUACAGAGGAGAAGAUGGCAAUCGCACCGAUCAUUUUACCUAAUGAAUACUUGUUGCACAUGUAGUUAUGAGGCGCGUGUGUAACAACACUGAAACAGGCAAUUUCAUGACGAAAUGAUCGGUCGCAGGUACACAUUAACUUAUUCAGCUAAUCAGUACAACAGUACACUAAUAUAGCUGCGAGAAUUCGAAAACUCAAUACCCAAUAAGGCGCCAGACUCGAUAUAUUUUCCAAGCAUGAUCGCGUUAAAACCUGCCACCCAUAGGAACCAGUUACAAUAGACACAUAAUGUUUAAUGUAAGGGAAAUAGCACUCUACCUAAAUAUUUUCACACAACAAGGUAUAGCGAUCAGCGAUAUAUUUUAUCGAACGCUACUCUGAAACGUUUUGAUAACAAACAAUGGCUUAUGCACUGCAUGCUGAGGUAAGCCUGCAACUAAAUAUGAGCACUCCCAUUUCACACGUGUUCGCCAGACUCGGAAAUCCAUCGUCGUAAAUAUCAUGAUUUGGGCAAAUACGACAGGAUCGAGAACAGAGAUUUACAACGAAACAGGGUCAUUUCUACAGUGUGAGUUCCCGUAUAAUCAAUAACUAAAGGACCUCCAUUGCGAGUACUUCUCCUCUCGAUACCCUCCAUUGCCCUAAACUAAGCAAUCACCAGCAUCACAAAACAGCGACGAUUACAGAGAAAAACUAAUUACUGUAGAUAUAUGGUGAACACAACGUUGAAUAUAUAAAGGAGCCAUACGAUUUGUGACCGGGUGCCGAAGGAACUGGUUGACAGUACCGAGGUCUUGUGUAGAGUCAGCGAACAGAAGGCCAUUGCCGACACGAUGUUCUAUUGAGGAGUAUGAUACGAUUACUUCAGUGGAACCGUUGUGCGUUAAUCUUUCUCGCGGAAAGUAUGACAUGAUAUCCGUGAAAUCAGGCUAUUUAUUAAGAGCGCCCAAAUCGGCAAACAAAACUAUAGUACCCCAAUAAAGUGAUUGGAUUGAUCGGACGAUAUGAUAAUAAUGUCGGUAAAUAACUAAACGAUGUAAUGGCGAGUAUAUAUAGACAGAAAAGAAGUUAAUAAAAAUAGUAAAAAAAUAUAUGAGUUACUAAUUUAAAGUUUUA
Varroa destructor (honeybee mite) is the source of this 7285-nucleotide messenger RNA. Its product is annotated as heparan sulfate 2-O-sulfotransferase 1-like. The record is from RefSeq and is a predicted model, not a curated record. Gene Ontology annotation, cellular component: membrane. Gene Ontology annotation, molecular function: heparan sulfate 2-sulfotransferase activity. NCBI's taxonomy places the organism in Eukaryota, Metazoa, Arthropoda, Arachnida, Mesostigmata, Varroidae.